This is a messenger RNA of Serendipita indica DSM 11827, 1173 nucleotides long. The record is from the annotation of a GenBank genome assembly. NCBI's taxonomy places the organism in Eukaryota, Fungi, Basidiomycota, Agaricomycetes, Sebacinales, Serendipitaceae.
AUGUCAGUCACAGGCCGCAAACGCAAAUUGGACGAUGUCGACAGCGAUAGCGAGGAAGCAGAAGAUGUUCCACAAGCUCAGGUCCUGUCGCAUGCUGCAAAAAGACGGCUUCGGAAGAAAGUCAAGGUCGCGCCCGACGUGGAGCAGCCCGUAGCAAGUGAAACCACACGCCCAAAAGCUGAAAAUAGAUCUGCACAUUGUGUAUGGGUUGGAAACUUGUCAUUUAAGACGACCCCGGCCAGUCUCAAAGAGUUUUUCACGGAUGAGAAGGAGGCCAUCAUUCGCAUCCACAUGCCUACAAAGGCGUUGCAUGGAACGAAGCCAGGGCAGAAAACUGCUCGUGUAGAUAACAAGGGAUUCGCAUAUGUAGACUUUGCGACACCAGGGGCAAAGGACUCUGCAAUUGCGAGAUCCGAAGGAAUUCUUGAUGGAAGACGGUUGCUAAUCAAAGAUGGGAGCGACUUUGCCGGUCGUCCAGAGAAGGAUAGAGUAUCAAAAGCAUCGUCAGCGCCGCUGACUGGGAUGACAAAGACGGCGCGGAAGAUUCUCUCUCAGCAAAAGAACGAAGCCUGUCCUACCCUUUUCAUCGGCAAUCUCAGUUUUGAAACCAAAGAGGAGGAAAUUGCAGCUCUAUUCGGAAGGGUACACCCCAAGUUGAAGAAGGAAGGAGAGUCAAUCGAAGACAGGCUACUCAGGGUGCGGAUGGGCACGUUCGAGGACAGUGGCAAGUGUAAAGGGUUUGCCUUUGUUGACUUUAAGACGAUCCAAUUCGCCACCGAUGCCCUCGUCAAUCCGCAUAAUCACUCACUUAAUGGCCGCGCCCUGGUGGUAGAAUACGCGUCGCCAGACGCUGUCAGGCGAGGUAAAGUCGUUCACGAGAAGUCGGAAGCCGGCCUCCCAAAAAACCGCGCGGCCCGUCGACCUCAAAAGUCGGAGCGAAUUGCUGCUAAGCAGGCGAGCAGGGUGACCCAAACCGAAGCAACCCAAGAAGAGCAACCCGAGGAAAAUCCAAGCAGUCUAGAAAUAGACGAAAGGAGCCGCAGAAAGGAGAAAAGACCCGAAAAGUCUCUCAAGGAAAAAGGACGACGACCAAAACCGGGAGCGUCGCUUGCAAACGCACCACGAGAAAAUGUGGCCAUUGUGCAGAGUACAGGCAAAAAGAUUGUAUUUUAG